Laetiporus sulphureus 93-53 is the source of this 837-nucleotide messenger RNA. RefSeq lists its product as uncharacterized. Bases 138 to 569 code for a protein of 143 amino acids. The record is from RefSeq and is a predicted model, not a curated record. The transcript is spliced from 4 exons. NCBI's taxonomy places the organism in Eukaryota, Fungi, Basidiomycota, Agaricomycetes, Polyporales, Laetiporaceae.
UGAACGUGCAUCGUUAGCGCGUGGAGAUCUGCCUCGACCCGCAGCGGUGAGGUGUAUAUUUAUGGCCUGCGCGGCUCCAGAAUCUCAGUAUUUGAAUAAAUACUCGCUCGUACCUCACGCCCAUACUGCAACCCAUCAUGAACAACGAUAACCCCCAAGGCGAGAACUGGAACAACGGCCCCAACAACUUCGGCGGCAACCCAGGCCAGGGAGGUCCUGGCGACUUCCAAGGUCAGGGAUUCCAGGACCCGAACCUUCAAGGUCAAGGAGGAGGUCCCAGAGGCCAAGGCUUCGGCUUUCAAGACCAAGGCUUCCAAGGCCAGGGAGGCAACUUCGAUAACAACUCCGGCGGAGGACCAGGUAACUUUGGCGGUCCUGGCCCGCAGGGCGGUGACUUCCAGGGAGGCGGAGGUUUUGGACAGGGAAACUUCCCCGGCGGUCCUGGCGGCCCUGGAGGAAAGCCCUCGUUGGGUCAGCGCAUCGAGGGCGAUGUUGAGGAAGUGGCAGGGAAGGUCACCCGCGAUCCGAACCUAGUGCAGCGCGGUGAGGAGAAGAAGGAUGGCUGGUGAAUGCGUCACGCAUUCAUGAAUACCAGGCGAAUCCCUGUAUGAUUUCACGGAUUAUAUGACGGGCCCGAGCUCUCAGCUAUCGCUUGUUGUACGAUACUGUGUGACCUUGGAUACGAUGGAAAUGAGUGGCUCUCUGGAACGGGGUUUUGUCCGAGCAAUCGAGGAGCUCUCAUAGCUCACGUAGUUUGCGAUGGACUCGAUUGCUUCAGAAUCAGAGUCUGCGGAUUUCCAAACUGCCCCAGCGGUUUUAUCAACGGCUAUUGAAGCU